Messenger RNA from Tripterygium wilfordii, 1899 nucleotides. RefSeq names its product transmembrane protein 53-like. The transcript has 6 exons. The record is from RefSeq and is a predicted model, not a curated record. The coding region runs from base 373 to 1695 and encodes 440 amino acids. Lineage: Eukaryota; Viridiplantae; Streptophyta; Magnoliopsida; Celastrales; Celastraceae.
UCUCCUUCUCUCUGACAUCAUCCAUCUCCUAUAAACCAGGACUCUCCCUCUCUAUCUUCUCUCCUCUCCUCUUCUCUUUGUCGGCAAGACUUCGAAGACUCGCCAUUCGCCUUCACAUUUCUUCGUCUCCAACUUCCUUCCCUCCCUUUCUCAGCUUUAUCAGGGACUUGUUAUUUGUUAAAGGAGGCUUUUGACCAUCUGAAAACAGAAGUUUAUUGGUCGGCGCCCAGCGCACAAUCGGGCUGUCAACAUCAUUGACAGCCCGAUUUUCUUGGAUUAAAUCCAACACCAGGAAUCAGUUUUUGACUUGGGACUUCUGAGACGAGUCUAUACAAGCAUAUCUUGAUAUUGGCAUGAGAGAUUUUGUUCUGUAUGUACAAUAUGGGUUCCUUGUCUGGAAUCCUUCAACGACAAUUCACUGCUGCUGCUCUUGUUGCUACGGUGUCUGUUUCUACUGACUUUUCCAAUAAAUGGCCAUUUAUUAGAUCAUCAGACACUUGUUCCACCUCAGAACAAAUUGAUUCAUCUGUAUCUUUAGCACAAGAGUUAAAGUCUUCAUGGGUUUCACAUAUAUCCGUUUCCAAGCUUGUAAAUUUGUCAUACAUAACGCAGAUACAAAUCCCUGUACCUAAUGUUCACAUGCCUGUCCCUAACCUUGGCACCAAGUUUGUUCCUGGUACAUGUGGUUCUUUCGCUUCUCCUGUACUUCUUUAUUCGUAUCAGUCUGCCAAGUUGCCCCAAGCAGCAAAGCCAACGGUAUCUACGAAAGCCAUCUCUAGCUCACCACCUGAUGUUUUGUAUAGAUGGCAUUUGCCAGAGCCAUAUGCAAUUGAUGUUUCUGGGACUUCCAACUGUUCGUCUGUGAAAUCCAAGACUGUGGUAGUAUUGUUAGGAUGGUUGGGAGCAAAACAAAAACAUUUAAAAAGAUAUGCAGAGUGGUAUACUUCAAUGGGUUUUCAUGCUAUUACCUUUACUUUCCCAAUGAGUGAGCUCGUAAGUUAUCAAGUUGGCGGCAAAGCUGAACAGAAUGUAGAAAUGCUUGUUGACCAUCUUGCUGGUUGGUUGGAAGAACAUGGAAAGAACUUGGUUUUUCACACUUUUAGCAACACUGGAUGGUUAACAUAUGGAGUCAUCCUGGAGAAGUUUCAGAAGCAGGAUCAUUCUUUAACGGCCAAGAUCAGGGGUUGCAUUGUGGAUUCUGCACCUGUUGCCCGACCUGACCCUCAGGUCUGGGCCUCAGGUUUCUCAGCAGCCUUCCUGAAGAAGAAUAGUGUUGCAACCAAAGGAUUUAGAAACUCGAUGACAUCAGAUACAGAGGAAGUAGUUGGUGGUCACAAACCUGCAGUAACUGAAUCCGCUUUGCUGUUGGUUUUGGAGAAGUUCUUUGAGGUUGUUUUAAAUCUUCCUAAAGUGAACAGGAGGCUUACUGAUGUGGUGGCCUUGUUGUCCUCGGGGCAGCCGAAAUGUCCACAGUUGUAUAUAUAUAGCUCUGCAGACAGAGUAAUCCCGGCUGAAUCGGUGGAGUCGUUCAUCGAUGAACAGCGAAAGGCGGGGCGUGAGGUCCGGGCAUGCAACUUUGUGUCCACACGUCAUGUUGAUCAUUUCAGAAAUGACCCAAAUCUCUAUACUGCUCAGCUCAACCAAUUUUUAGAAGACUGUGUGCUUGCUGAAAGCAUUGUUAAGCUAAACAGAUGAGGGACUGACCAGAUUCUUUGUUAUCAGCUUUUGUUCAUACAAAGUAUAGACAUUGAUUCAUUGACAUAGAUAAAGGUUGUUGAAUACAACAAAAGAAAUAACAGAUCUUCUCCAUUCUUUAUUAUAUCAAAAGCAUAAAUCAAGAUUUCUGUUUCUCCUCUCUAGUAGUCAUUUGUCAACUUUGAAGAUAAUUUUUUUUUUCUU